GUGCGGAUAGCCCCGCCCACUUAUCCAAAUCACGACGUAUUGACACGCCGGUCGACCAAUAGAAAAAUUGAUUGGCAACUUGUGCAACCUUCCAUCCAACAGAAUCGCAGGUAAGGCGGGGCCUAAAGAUCAUACUUGGUUGAAUGGCAAUACAAAGACAAGAAGCACCAAAACGGAGGAUAAUGCUUAAUCAAUUCCGUGUGCUUCGGUCUUGAGAUUCUGCAGCGAAAGGACGCGCGGCUCGCCCGGCAGAGUCGAUACGCAGCUCCGCGCGAGCAGGGCGGAUUCGACGCUCCUGUCGCGUGACAAUUCAUCUUCUCAUCUAGACGCCAGCGCUGGUGAUGUUGCUGCUACUGCAUCAGGAGCACUGGAGAUACCUAUCUGCACAGCACGGAUGAAGACUCCUUCACCAAAGGACACUUGUGAGGUCAUCUUGGGGUGGCGCGACUGACCGUGCGGGAGCGUUGGAAAGCUCGGGUUUUCAUAGCAAUCGUGAUCAUGUAAUCAUGUAGUGGGCUGCGACUUCUUAUUCACAGGUGUACAGCUUGCGUGGACCAGUGCAUCAGUGCGUACGCACCAUGGAGUCAUGGUCUGCACUUCUAGCUCAAACCAAACCACACUUUUGCGGACGCUAUUUGCUCCUGUCAUGAAAACGUGGAGAUCUGGCGUGAUGGGCGUAGGGUUAGUUCUCGUUGAUCUGGACUAAAUAACCGCUCGGCGCGAAUCACACCUAGACUUUUUUUGGGGGGGCUUUUUAAAAUAAACAAAUCUGCUAAAUAAUUAAAUGUAAAUAUAAAUUGGGGGGGAGGCGCAGUCUUUCGAGGUUAGUCUCGCGCAAACGCAAAUUGCCAUUUGGCGCCACUAACACAAAUCAGUUUCCCAGAGUCUUAAACAAAUUCGUGACGCUUAACUCUAUUUUAGAGCGAAACUGUGGUUUCUGUCAUGCUUAAUGGACGCGUCGAAACCAACCGCAAUGGAAAGCCGGGGAGCAGCUUGCUGUUGUUAUGGUUACCCCAUCUGGCUAACGCGACUUUUGUUUGUUAGCUUCCGUUUAUGGACAGGUAAAAAAUACGACACCGACUAACUUGUAUAACUUUUGUCAGUGCUGAACUGUAUAAGCUUAGAUAUUACUCUGUACCUGUGUGUACUUUUCGGAACCGUUUUUAUUUACUUCCGUGGUCUUAAUUAAGGGGUUAAAUCCGUAAAAUGCCCGCAAGUAAUUUGCACUCAAUGGUGGUUUGUGCAGUUAGUAUCCAUGAAUUGAAAUGGGGCGCACAAUUACUCCCUCUGGUGUUUACCUCUUCUAAUGCUGCCGCCACCUGAGGAUGUGUCCCAAACGACUACUUUGUAUAUUUAAUUAUUUAAAGUCCUCUGUGAUGUAAAAACGAGCGGGUCGGCUCGCGGUAUGCGUUUAUCUCUCGCGGUGUUUGACUACAACGGCUGUACUCGCUUCACAUCGGUCCUAAUUUAUAGAAGCAGCAAAUAAAAUGCUGCUUUUAUAAAUUGCAAAAUGGACCGCUUUUACUAGUUCCCUUUUAACGCUCGCUUUUAAAAAAAAAAAAAAAUUAGAAAUCACCAGCUAACUUCAAAGUUGUCUUAAACGCGCAAGUGACUUUAAUAUAGGCUGUGUUCUUCAAAGUCAUAACGUCCCUGCUGCUUUAGUGUUUGGGAUCAUAUUCAUGACUGACAAGUUUAAUAUCUAUUUUUAUGCAAUUUGCGAAUAAUUAAAAUCUGUCAUCAAGUUCCAGUUUUCGUGUCUCUUGCACAAAAACAAAACACGAACGUCUUUUAUCACACGUUUUUGGCGUUGUAAUUUGAUAAAUAAUAACAGCAGUUAUGUAUCGUUCGACGCAAACAGCUGUUAAGCAGCUGUUGCUAUGGUUUCCUCCUCAAGCGAAGGAAAUUUGUGCUCGCGAGUGGAAGCUGUACGUUUAGCGCACUCUGACGAACUUGCGCCGCUACCGAAACGUUGUUUGCAAAAACGUAUAUAUGUUUGUGUAAAAACAAAACGAACUCGCAAGAGCUCCGACUUUUUCCCUUUUGAGUUAACCGCGUGGUCAAACCCCCAUAAUUCGCACCCUGAAGUAAUUUAUUGAAUGUAGCAAUCGAGAUCAUGUCCAGAUCUAACAGCGUGAGCCCACCCGGCGCUGGCGCUCCUGGACUGAGGGGAGGGACGGAGCACAGAUCCGCUUGGGGCGAGUCUGAGUCCGUGGCGAACGGAUGUCCAUACUCGGCCAGAUCCUCCUGCAAAAAGCUCAUACGGUCCAACAGUCGGUGGAGAGAGGACGAUGACUUCGAGCGACAACCGGGCCGAGCCACGACCACCGUCAGCCGGGUUAGUUUCAGAUCCAAGUCCGCCUGGCAAGAACACGGGGAGGAGAGCCGCAACAAUAACAGAUCUUCCCCGAGGUACCGAGAUGGAGAAGUGAGACCCAAGUCCGUGGAGCUGGGUUUGGAGGACAGGAGAACCAAGUCCAAACCAGAGGAGGAGCUCAUGCCUGAAGUGAACUUUUCCCUGAGCGCGUGCUGCAACGGCGUGAUGCAGAUUUUCAAAUCCAAGAAGUUCCAGUCGGAGAAGUUGGAGAGACUUUACCAGCGCUACUUCUUCCGACUCAACCAGAGCAGCCUGACGAUGCUCAUGGCCGUCUUGGUGCUGGUGUGCGCGGUGAUGCUGGGGUUCCACUGCGCCGGGGCGGUGUGUCAGGUCGCUUACGCGGUGGUUUUCUCCACGGCGAUCUUGCUCAUCCUCACGCUGAUGGUCGUGUGCAACAGGAACGGCUUCCAUCAGGAUCACAUGUGGAUAGUUUGCUAUGUGCUCAUUUUGGUGGUGCUGACCGUACAGGUGACCGGCGUGCUGUUCGUGGAGCCGCGCAGCGCGUCUGAAGGCAUCUGGUGGACCGUGUUUUUCAUCCAUGUCAUUUACACGCUUCUGCCGGUGAGGAUGAGAGCAGCGGUCAUCACUGGAAUUAUACUCUCUGCCAUACACGUGCUGGUCUCAUGGAAGUUAAACGAAAUGGACAUCUUUUUGUGGAAACAGCUUGUGUCCAAUGUCCUGAUCUUCUCGUGCACUAAUAUAGUUGGCGUGUGCACACACUAUCCAGCAGAAGGCUCACAGAGACAAGCCUUCCAGGAGACAAGAGAAUGUAUUCAAGCCCGCCUGCACUCUCAGAGAGAAAACCAGCAACAGGAACGCCUCCUCCUCUCUGUGCUUCCUCGACAUGUCGCCAUGGAGAUGAAAGCCGACAUAAAUGCCAAACAAGAAGAUAUGAUGUUCCACAAGAUCUAUAUUCAAAAGCAUGACAAUGUGAGUAUCCUCUUUGCCGACAUUGAGGGCUUCACCAGUCUGGCUUCCCAGUGCACGGCCCAGGAGUUAGUGAUGACCCUCAACGAGCUCUUCGCACGAUUCGAUAAACUGGCCGCCGAGAAUCACUGUCUGCGGAUUAAGAUCCUGGGUGACUGCUACUACUGCGUGUCCGGGCUGCCCGAGGCCCGCGCCGACCAUGCGCACUGCUGUGUAGAGAUGGGUGUAGACAUGAUUGAAGCAAUCUCACUGGUGAGGGAAGUGACCGGUGUUAAUGUUAACAUGCGUGUGGGCAUACACAGCGGGCGAGUGCACUGUGGGGUGCUGGGAUUAAGGAAGUGGCAGUUUGAUGUCUGGUCCAACGAUGUCACCUUGGCCAAUCACAUGGAAGCUGGAGGAAAAGCAGGGCGUAUUCAUAUCACCAAGGCCACGCUUAACUAUCUGAAUGGUGAUUAUGAUGUAGAACCUGGAUUUGGUGGAGAAAGAAACGUCUAUCUCAAGAAGCACAACAUUGAAACCUACCUCAUUGUGGGCUGCAGUCAGAAGCGGAAAGAAGAAAAGGCAAUGAUUGCUAAGAUGAACCGGCAACGCACCAACUCGGUCACGCAUAAUAGCACUCACUGGACAGACCGGCCCUUCUACAAUCACCUGGGUGGCAAUCAGGUUUCCAAGGAGAUGAAGAGGAUGGGAUUUGAGGAUCCCAAAGACAAACAUUUCAUUUUCAGAAACACGCAAGAAAACCUGAACCCAGAGGACGAGGUGGACGAGUUUCUGGGCCGUGCCAUUGACGCCCGAAGCAUCGACCGAUUACGGUCCGAACACGUCAAGAAAUUUUUACUGACUUUCCGAGAACCUGACCUGGAGAAAAAGUACUCCAAACAGGUAGAUGCCAGGUUCGGAGCAUACGUAGCCUGCGCCUCACUCGUCUUUUUAUUCAUCUGCUUCAUUCAGAUCAUCAUUGUGCCGCACUCUGGGUUGAUGGUUGCCUUUUAUAUGUUGUGCCUCGUCCUCCUGAUGGCAGUCAUGUUCAUCUCAGCCAUUUAUUCUUGUUUUGGGUUUUUUCCUGUGCCUCUGCAAACUCUGUCAAAAAGGAUUGUUCAGUCCAGACUCAACAGCACCCUGGUGGGGGUUUUUACAAUCGUCCUGGUUUUUCUCUCCGCUUUCAUUAACAUUUUCACCUGCAGUACAGAUGACCUGAAGACAUUUUUAGGGCAGGAGUUUAACAUCAGCCCCAGUGAUGUAAAUGCUUGCCAUGUCCGCAACUCUUCCUUCAACUACAGUCUCUGGUCUCAGAACAGCCUCUACAACAGCUCGUCACCCACCUGCAAUUUCCCAGAGUAUUUCUCUUCGUGUGUGCUGCUCAGUUUACUGGCCUGCUCAGUGUUCCUACAGGUCAGCAGUAUUGGUAAACUCUUCCUCAUGCUCUUUAUUGAGAUCCUGUACGUGCUUAUCAUGGAGGUGCCCGAGGUCAGCCUUUUUGACAACGUAGACCUGCUGGUCAUGGCCAAUGCCAGAGAGUAUAUUAAUGGAACAAGCUGUGCGAGAGACACCCGGGUUCCUCUGAAGAUCAUGACUCCAGUUGUCAUCACAGUUUUUGUGUUGGCUCUCUACCUUCAUGCGCAGCAGGUGGAGUCUACAGCAAGACUAGACUUUCUCUGGAAGUUACAGGCCACAGAGGAGAAGGAGGAGAUGGAAGAACUUCAAGCUUAUAACCGCCGGCUUCUCCACAACAUCUUGCCCAAAGAUGUGGCCGCACACUUUCUGGCGAGAGAGCGUCGUAAUGACGAGCUGUAUUAUCAGUCGUGCGAGUGUGUGGCUGUCAUGUUUGCCUCUAUUAGCAAUUUCUCUGAGUUCUACGUGGAACUGGAGGCCAAUAAUGAAGGUGUGGAGUGCUUGAGGCUACUUAACGAGAUCAUCGCUGACUUUGAUGAGAUCAUUAGUGAGGAUCAGUUUCGUCAACUAGAAAAGAUCAAAACCAUUGGCAGCACCUACAUGGCUGCCUCUGGGCUUAAUGACUCCACUUACGAUAAAGCAGGAAGGUCACACAUUCGCGCUCUAGCCGACUACGCUAUGCGCCUCAUGGACCAGAUGAAGUACAUCAAUGAACACUCUUUCAAUAACUUCAAAAUGAAGAUUGGUCUCAAUAUAGGUCCUGUCGUGGCUGGUGUCAUAGGGGCUCGUAAACCGCAAUAUGACAUAUGGGGGAAUACUGUGAAUGUAGCCAGCCGCAUGGACAGCACUGGGGUACCUGAGAGAAUACAGGUUACAACUGACCUCUACCAGGUGCUCAGCUCUUAUAACUACACACUGGAGUGCAGAGGCGUUGUGAAAGUCAAAGGCAAAGGAGAAAUGACAACCUACUUUCUAAAUGGAGGACCCAACAGCAGUUAACACUCAACGUCUGAUGUUCAGAACAUUUUUGAGAUGAUGAUGACGAGACGCUGUGGGCCAGGCCUGGCUGUUGAACGGCAAUCCUCUUGGACCAAUCACAAUAGGAUUUGUUCGUAAACAGUCCUCAGCCGGUCUAAGAGUGGCCCCUUUGCACACUGAGACUUCCUUUAUGGAUUAACAGAGGGCUUUGGCCCCUUUAUUUAAGGCAUGGAACAGCUCAGAAAGACGGUUCAUCCUCAGAGACCAAAGAAACAAAGGAAUCUCAAGGCAUACAAAGCAGUUCUCCCGGUCUUAUAUUUCUUAUAUUGCCAAGAGAGGACAGAUGAACUGCAUUCUCUGCACCUGGCUUUGGCGCUCUCAGGUGUGGCUGGACUGCGAUCUUACUCCACCGACUGCUCCUGGUGGAUCCAAAACAAAACUGCAUGAAAACACUGAAGCCAAUAUACCUGUAAAACACACGUUUUAUGUGUAUAUGAUUCAUCAGUGUAUGUAAAGAGUUCUUUUCAUAUGGUCUUGUUGCGUUCAACACUGUCUAGGUGAUAUCACAGUAGAUAGAGAUAUCGAGAUGAGCUAAUAUAUGGUAGAAGGCCAUAGUGAGCACAGCAGCUCUAUAAACCCUUUAUGGUUUCCUGAACUUUGCUGCAGCGACUGUGGUUGUUACUGGUAAGGGAGCUAGCGUUGACAGUGUUACUUCUGAAUGAUCUAGAGUUGAGAAUAAAGCCCCGUUCAUGCCGCCUUGACUUAAUACAACCCGAAGUCAUUUAUUUUCAGUGUUGGGAUUUUUCUCAGGUGCAACCUCAUGGAGCAUUUCAAUCUGUCUUCAGAAACUUUAGUUGAGAAUCAUUUCGACUAAAUUCUGUCCUUGCAGUCAGCCAUGUAUGGCUCUAAUCAUGUGCAGGGUCAGUGUAUAAAAAACAAUGCAUAUGACAAUUAGAUGUAUGUGGACCCAAAUAGGCCAGAGUUUAUGCUUUCGGCACAGAUAAAUGGCCGUCCACAUUGCACAUACUGAUUCCCGUUUAUCUUUAAACAAUGCACUGUUACAACUUAAAUGCAUUUUUCUUCCAGAAUGUUCAUUUUAGCGGUGUAAAUUAAUUUGUCAAUAAGAAAUGAGACUGAACAAGCAACCAACCAGUACGGCGGAUGGUGGCAUGAACAGGGCAUGUGACUCUGUUCCAAACACAAAUUUACUUUCUCAUAAGACACUUGUAUACACUAAAGACACUUUUAAGGAUAGAGUAAAACGGUCAAAUAUGGCUGUUUUGUAUUUUUAACAUUUUAUAUUUUGACUCCAAAAGCAAAACUGUCAGUGCUAUUUUAGAUUAUAUAUUUUAUAUAUUAAUGUAUUAGAAUGCUGUCUAUAAAUCCAUAUAAACAUAACGGAACACUAAAUUCCUGCACAUUUGAACAGGAGGGAGAGGUUUUUAAGUGUAAGUUAUCAGUCACCCUUUUCUGUCGCUGCAUCCAUUUGGAUAAAAUCUGUAGCUAGCCUUGUAACCAAGUAAGCAGAAUAUCUUUGGCCUUUCUCCAAAAAGGGUUUCUGUAUCCUGUCAAGUACACUACAAUGUAAUUAUGAGUAGAAAAUGGAUUUGCAGAAGGCGAAAUGGCAAUUGAGUGUUUCAGAACAGCCACAGUCGUUUAAAGCUUGGCAAACACAUCUGCAAAUAUUGAUUUUAGCCUUGCGUUUGUAGUGCGUGGGACAACGAGUUGGGAUCCUCUAGGGAUGAUUCCGUUAUGCCACAAGUCUUCAACAUUUUUGCACUGCAGCUCGACCAGCAUUUCCUUCUCUCUCUCUCUCUCAGUUCAGUCUGAUGGUCCGACCCAAUGAAUGUCCAUUUUCUCCAAUGAGGCCUUUGUAUGUAAGAAUUGGAGUGUGUACACAAACUGGGACUUUUUUGUUGUUGUUGUUUAACCUAUUUCGGAUACAGUCAAGUAGGAUUAUGAUAUAAUGUUUUGGGGGAAAAAAAUCUGCAUUUUCUCAAAUAUGUGUUAUGAAACAGUAAAGUAUAUUUGGUCCUGUUCUAGCUUCUCUCAACGUGGACCCAGCAGGGCUUCCGGUCAGGUGUUUUUUUCCAUCGAAGAUUAGUGCCAUUUUCUUGUCUGAUUCUUUUUUUUUUCUUUCUUUUUUUUCUUUUUUUUAAAAAAAAAAAAUAAAACCUCUGGUUGAAUGUUUUUGCAUUUAGUGUCACCAUGAUAGUUUUAAUGUUAGACGACGCUGAGGUGUGUAUUUUCUGCGGCACCGAACGAGAUUGGACACACUCCCUUCACGCCAUUGGUCAGACGAUAAUUAGCCCCGCCCUAAAAGCACGCCAUUGGUUGGGCCAGCUGAGGCAGUUUUACUUUAAUCGGGUUUAGUUUAUGAAUAGGUAACAAGUAUGUAUCUGCGUAUUUAACUGGGAGGAGAAAGUAUUUAAACCAUUAAAAUCACACACUCCAGCUUUAAUUCACUUUCUUGUGUGUGUUAUCCAAACGAAAGCACUGAGGUAAGAGAUGUCAAGUAAAUACCACAUGUUAUGUCCUGCUGAGUUCUGGCAUUUACUAUUCCAGUGGAGCUUCAUCUUCGGUUGUAUUUGCUUAUCUGCCAUGUCAAAACUCAAUGCUGUUUUAUACAUCCAAAUAAACUAUUAUAAUAUUAAA
Molecule: messenger RNA, 8326 nt
Organism: Puntigrus tetrazona (Sumatra barb)
Lineage: Eukaryota; Metazoa; Chordata; Actinopteri; Cypriniformes; Cyprinidae
Gene: adcy5
Product: adenylate cyclase 5
Exons: 21
Coding region: 2114-5692 (1192 amino acids)
Biological process (GO): cAMP biosynthetic process; intracellular signal transduction; adenylate cyclase-activating G protein-coupled receptor signaling pathway
Cellular component (GO): plasma membrane
Molecular function (GO): adenylate cyclase activity
Source: RefSeq, a predicted model, not a curated record